AUGUCUCCUUCAUCAUCCACGUCAAGUCUUACCACUCUCGCCACACCCCCCUCCCCGCCCACGUCGAUCCUCAAGACUCCCGAUUCGCCAAGAUCCGAAAGAGAAAAGAAAGUGAGAUUCUCAGAGGAGAAUGAUUAUUUCACUAUUCCUCCUAGAAAACUCAAACACAAACACAAACACAAAGACAGAUCCGGGAGUCAACCGAUCUCUUUAUCCGAAUAUAAUCUCAAACAGAUUGUCGAGGUUUAUCAAUCUCCCCGUAGUUCUCACCCUCGGACCACGGGCGAUACCAAAGAUCUUAUGAAUGAUCAGUGUGUGUGGGGUAUAGAAGAGGAAUGUAUAGGUGAUUCGUAUACCCAAUCUGGCGUAGAGAGAGCACGGAGAGAACGAGAAGAAUGGCUUGGUAAACCGUCGGAUUGGGAUCGUACCUUGUCAUUUUCUAUUACCAACUUAUUCGACAGUAUUAUGGUUUUCUUGACUUUUGGAUCUGGAAAAGGAGUUGAUGAUCCUUCAGAGUCGAAUGAUAUGAAUGAAUACAAGAUUAUCACCAAGAGACGAUUGUUUAGACCUACUACGUAUAGUAUCGUGUUUAACGAUAUGACAAGAACAACCUCUUGA
Molecule: messenger RNA, 618 nt
Organism: Kwoniella botswanensis
Lineage: Eukaryota; Fungi; Basidiomycota; Tremellomycetes; Tremellales; Cryptococcaceae
Exons: 3
Coding region: 1-618 (205 amino acids)
Source: RefSeq, a predicted model, not a curated record